AACAAAAAAAAAAAAAAUAUUAUUGACGUAAAAAAGUGAUUGCACAAUACCCAAGUUAGGUAUUUGUUUUUAAUUUAAUUUAUUUAAUUUUUAAGCUAUGCUUUAGCUUUUGCAAUUUAAAUAAUAUAAAAUAUAUAUUUUCAAAUUAAAUGAUAAUAAAAUCAUUGACAAACAUACUCUCGUAAUAAUUGAUUAAAACUAAUUGACACGUGUGUAUUAUUUGUUAUUAUUGUUUUAAAAAUUUUUGCUCAAGUGCCAAAAAUCAUUAAACAAUUUUUUUUAGACAUGAUAAAACUGGCGCCAGUAUUAUUUACAAAUAGAUAUUGCAAGACGUCAAAAAGAAAAAACAGUUAAAUAAUAAACAUCAGUGUUUUUUUAAAAUUUAACUCGUGACUUGAUGAAAAAAUAAUAAAGCAAAAGAAAAAAAAAAUAACAAGACACAACUGUCAAUAACAGUGAGAAUAAAAUUAUUUUAAUUUUCAUUGAUUAUUGCUGAUAUAAAUAAAAUAUAAAAAAGUAGAAAAAAAAUGGGAUCAUUAUUGAGACGUAGUUUAUUAUUAUCAAUAAAUAAUAUUAAAAAUAAUAAAAAAAUAUGGAUAUCAAAAAGGCUACAACAAACAAAUGCAGCAUUUAAUUCAACAAAUGAAACACAACAACAGUCAUCAAAUAAUGUAACACCAAUAUUUAGAAAUGCCAUAAAAUAUGGUGAUAAAAUAGCAUUAAAAGAUUUACAAGGUGAUUAUACAUAUCGUGGUCUUUAUUUAAGUUCACGUCAAUUUUCACUUGAAUUAUCAUCAAUAUUAAAUGGUCAUGAACAAGAAAGAAUAUCAUUUUUAAUGCCAAAUGAUGCUAGUUAUGUAAUUGUACAAUGGGCAUGUUGGAUGAGUGGUCAUAUUGCUGUACCAUUAAAUACAUCAAGUCCACAAUUAUUACUUGAUUAUUAUAUUAAUGAUUCAGAUUCAAAAUUAAUAAUAACAACAAAAGAAAAUUUACCAAUUAUUGAGCCAUUAUUAAAAAAUACAAAUCGUAAAUUAAUAAUAUUUGAUGAUACAUUACGUUUAUUAGCACAACAACCAGAUAAUAAAAUAACAAAUAAUAAAUUAAAAAUUCAAUUACCACCAUCAACAACAACAACAACAACAGCAAUAAAUACCAAUAAAAAAUUUAUUGAUACACAAUAUGAUGAUUCAUAUUAUAAUGAUAAAAUAGCAAUGUUUGUAUAUACAUCUGGUACAACUGGUAAACCAAAAGGUGUUGUUAUGACAUUUAAAAAUAUACAAUCACAAAUUAAUUCAUUAAUAAAUGCAUGGAAAUGGAAUGAUAAAGAUAUUAUAUUACAUACAUUACCACUUAAUCAUAUACAUGGUAUUAUAAAUGUACUAAUGUGUCCAUUAACAAUUGGUGCUAAAUGUAUAUUAUUACCAAAAUUUCAAACAAGUAGUGUAUGGAGUUAUUUACUUGCAAUUAAUAUGCAAAAUAAUGAUAGAUGUAAUAUAUUUAUGGCUGUACCAACAAUUUACAUGAAAUUAAUUCAUGAAUAUGAUCAAUUAUUUACUAAAAAUAAUAAAAUUAAAGAUUAUGUUUAUAAUGUAUGCAGUACAAGAAUAAGAUUAAUGGUAAGUGGUUCAGCCCCACUACCAAAACCAAUAUUCGAUAGAUGGGAAGAAAUAACUGGACAUCGUUUAUUGGAAAGAUAUGGAAUGACUGAAACUGGAAUGGUACUGUCAAAUCCACUUGAAGGUCAACGUAUUCCAGGUACACAUGGAACUCCAUUGCCUGGUGUUGAAGUUAGAAUAACAAAAAAUAAUAAAAAUAAUAAUAAUAAUGAUUCUGAUGUACUUGUACAAGGUACUUGGCAUGGUAGUAGAAUUUUAACAAAUGAAAAAGGUGUAUUAAGUGGUGAAUUACAAGUCAAGGGUGAUAAUGUUUUUCGUGAAUAUUGGAAUAAACCAGAUGAAACUAAAAAAGAAUUUACAAAAGAUGGAUGGUUUAAAACAGGUGACACUGUACAGUAUGACAAUCGUAUAUACAGUAUCCUGGGUCGUAGCUCAGUUGAUAUAAUAAAAACUGGUGGUUUCAAGGUCAGUGCCCUGCAAGUAGAAACUGCAAUACUCGGUCAUCCUGAUAUCAUUGACUGCGCAGUUGUUGGUUUGCCAGACAUCACGUGGGGACAAAAAGUAGCAGCAGUUGUGGUUGCCCGCGAGGGAACUGAAAUUAUUCUGUCCCAACUACGUGAGUUCGGCAAGAAGUUAUUGCCUGAGUACGCUGUUCCCACGGUCUUGAAGGUAGUCGAUAAAAUUCCAAAGAACAACAUGGGCAAGGUUAACAAGCCCAACUUGUUGGCUGAAGUUUUUCCAAAAAAUCAAAUAUAAUUAUUUUAUUGUAUAUAUUUUUUUUUCAUUUUAUUGUUUGUUAAUUUUAUUUUAAUUGUAAUUAUCAAAAAACAACUCUUUGAGGCAAAAAAAAAAAUAAUCAAAAAACACAUAAUCAGUUAUUUAAUAAUGACAAAAAAAUUAAGUAGUUUUAAAAUAUUUAAAAUUUUACAAAAAAUAUUUUUAUUUAUUUUUUUCUUUGAUUUGUUUUAAAUAUUAGAUAUAUUAAUUUUAAUAAUUGUUACUUAUCUUUUUUUUUUUUUUGGCUUUUCUUGAGAAUAAAAAGAAGAAAAAAAAAAAUGAAAAAUUUAUUAUUGCACUGAAAUUAUUAUUGGUAAUAAUAACAAGUCGGCUUUCUAAUACUUUUGAUGUGUUAUGUAAAACUUGUUUGACCCAGAGUUUCACAUUUCACUUACUCUUAAAUAUUUAAUUUAAUUUAUUUUUCAUGACAAAUUGAAAUUCAUUAUUUUUUUUUUUUUUUUGCAUUAAUAAAUUUAUCAAAUAACAAAAAUUGAAAAAUGAAAAACAAAUUAAAUAUUAUUUAAAAAAAUAUAUUUUGAUA
Aphidius gifuensis is the source of this 2934-nucleotide messenger RNA. It is a transcript of the gene Acsf3, whose product is annotated as malonate--CoA ligase ACSF3, mitochondrial. Gene Ontology annotation, biological process: fatty acid metabolic process. Gene Ontology annotation, molecular function: medium-chain fatty acid-CoA ligase activity. The transcript has 7 exons. Lineage: Eukaryota; Metazoa; Arthropoda; Insecta; Hymenoptera; Braconidae. The record is from RefSeq and is a predicted model, not a curated record. The coding region runs from base 528 to 2372 and encodes 614 amino acids.